This is a messenger RNA of Oncorhynchus mykiss (rainbow trout), 1907 nucleotides long. The record is from RefSeq and is a predicted model, not a curated record. NCBI's taxonomy places the organism in Eukaryota, Metazoa, Chordata, Actinopteri, Salmoniformes, Salmonidae.
CUCAAAUGCCCCUGCAGCAGAAGCUACCGACUGCCGUGCCCCAGCAAGUGUGGCAUCCUGCUCAAAUGCCCCUGCAGCAGAAGCUACCGACCGCCGUGCCCCAGCAAGUGUGGCAUCCUUCUCAAAUGCUGCAGAAGCAACCGACCGCCGUGCCCCAGCAAGUGUGGCAUCCUGCUCAAAUGCCCCUGCAGCAGAAGCAACCGACCGCCUUGCCCCAGCAAGUGUGGCAUCCUGCUCAAAUGCCCCUGCAGCAGAAGCUACCGACUGCCGUGCCCCAGCAAGUGUGGCAUCCUGCUCAAAUGCCCCUGCAGCAGAAGCUACCGACCGUGCCCCAGCAAGUGUGGCAUCCUAAUCAAAUGCUGCAGAAGCAACCGACCGCCGUGCCCCAGCAAGUGUGGCAUCCUUCUCAAAUGCCCCUGCAAACAACCGCUGUGCCCCAGCAAGUGUGGCAUCCUUCUCAAAUGCCCCUGCAGCAGAAGCAUCCGACCGCUGUGCCACAGCAAGUAUGGCAUCCUUCUCAAAUGCCCCAGCAAACAACCGCCUUGCCCCAGCAAGUGUGGCAUCCUGCUCAAAUGCCCCUGCAGCAGAAGCUACCGACUGCCGUGCCCCAGCAAGUGUGGCAUCCUGUUCAAAUGCCCCUGCAGCAGAAGCUACCGACCGCCGUGCCCCAGCAAGUGUGGCAUCCUAAUCAAAUGCUGCAGAAGCAACCGACCGCUGUGCCCCAGCAAGUGUGGCAUCCUUCUCAAAUGCCCCUGCAGCAGAAGCAACCGACCGCUGUGCCCCUGCAAGUGUGGCAUUUUAAUCAAAUGCUGCAGAAGCAACCGACCGCCUUGCCUCAGCAAGUGUGGCAUCCUGCUCAGUUUCCCCAGCAGAAGCAACUGGCCCCCAUAGCCCAGCAUCCUCAGCAGGUGUGGCAUCCAUCUCAAAUGCCCCUGCAGCAGAAGGAACCGGCCACUGAACCUCAACAGAAGAAGCUGACCGCCAUGCCCCAGCAAAUGUGGUAUCGAACUAAAAUGCUCCAACGGGAGAAUCAUCUGGCCGCCAUGCCACAGAAGCUACAGGGCUCCAGUCUCCAGCUGCCUCCGCUUGUGUGGCAUCCAUCUCAAUUUCCCCAGCAGCGGAAGGAACUGGCCGUCGAGCCCCAGCAGCAGAAGGAACUGGCCGUCGAGCCCCAGCAGCAGAAGGAACUGGCCGUCGAGCCCCAGCAGCAGAAGGAACUGGCCGUCGAGCCCCAGCAGCAGAAGGAACUGGCCGUCGAGCCCCAGCAGCAGAAGGAACUGGCCGUCGAGCCCCAGCAGCAGAAGGAACUGGCCGUCGAGCCCCAGCAGCAGAAGGAACUGGCCGUCGAGCCCCAGCAGCAGAAGGAACUGGCCGUCGAGCCCCAGCAGCAGAAGGAACUGGCCGUCGAGCCCCAGCAGCAGAAGGAACUGGCCGUCGAACCUCAGGAAGUGAGGUAUCCAGCUCAAAUGGCCCAGCAGCAACCCAACCCCAUUCCUCAGCAAUUAUGGCAUGUUGCCCAAAUUUCCCAGCAGCAACUGACCCCAAUGUCUCAGCAGAAGCACUACGAAAGCACUGAAGAUGCCUCCGGUAGAUCUCAGGCCAGCAUUGAACAGUCAGGUGUCAUCCCAAUCUCUUCCUACAGUUCUAAAUCGCACUACAAGAAUGGCAGAACUGUCUCCUCCCAAAUCAGCUACACUCCUAGCAAGGCAAUGCCUGUUGACAGUGGAAAUUCUCCCAAGGACGAGUAUGUUAGCAUUGGUGCACCAAGCAUAUAUCCAACACUAGUGAAGGAUUCUGCAAGGAAAAUAUAAUGGAUUCAUCCUCUAGAUGCUCUAAUGACCAGGAAGUUGCUGGUGCUCUUGCUACUCUAGUGUGAUGGAAUCAAUAAACAAUUUUACUUAAAAAAA